AUGGAGACAACUAUCAUCACAAUGACACAGAUUAAGCAAGAUUCCUACACGUUCGGAAUUUCAGAGAAUUUUGCGGCUCUCCAAAACCCAAUCAAAGAGCGUAAUUCUCCCAGCUCUGAGAAUAAGCAGUGUAAACCAAGAACGCUGAAAAGAGAGCGCUCCAGUAGUCCAGAGCUACUACGGUGUAAGCGCAGACUGAGCUUCAAUAGUCUCGGCUACUCCAUCCCUCAGCAACAACCGGUGGCGGUGGCCAGGCGCAACGAGCGCGAAAGAAACCGAGUGAAACAGGUGAACAUGGGCUUUCAAACUCUCCGUCAGCACGUCCCCAACGGUGCAGCUAACAAGAAGAUGAGCAAAGUUGAGACAUUACGGUCAGCCGUGGAAUACAUACGAGCCCUCCAACAGCUUUUGGACGAACAUGAUGCUGUGUCUGCCGCUUUUCAAUGCGGUCUUCCUUCACCAACGCUCUCCACUGCAUACUCUGCGGAACCAGAGUCUCCUCACUCCUCUUACUCCUCAGACGAGGGGAGUUACGAGCAUCUGAGUUCUGAGGAACAAGAGCUGCUCGAUUUCACAACAUGGUUCGACAGAUACUAG
Molecule: messenger RNA, 597 nt
Organism: Chanos chanos (milkfish)
Lineage: Eukaryota; Metazoa; Chordata; Actinopteri; Gonorynchiformes; Chanidae
Gene: ascl1b
Product: achaete-scute family bHLH transcription factor 1b
Exons: 1
Coding region: 1-597 (198 amino acids)
Biological process (GO): regulation of neurogenesis; positive regulation of transcription by RNA polymerase II; neuron differentiation
Cellular component (GO): RNA polymerase II transcription regulator complex
Molecular function (GO): DNA-binding transcription factor activity, RNA polymerase II-specific; RNA polymerase II transcription regulatory region sequence-specific DNA binding; protein dimerization activity
Source: RefSeq, a predicted model, not a curated record